Messenger RNA from Terrapene triunguis (Three-toed box turtle), 963 nucleotides. RefSeq names its product forkhead box B1 (gene FOXB1). The transcript has a single exon. The coding region runs from base 1 to 963 and encodes 320 amino acids. Gene Ontology annotation, biological process: regulation of transcription by RNA polymerase II; cell differentiation; anatomical structure morphogenesis. NCBI's taxonomy places the organism in Eukaryota, Metazoa, Chordata, Testudines, Emydidae. Gene Ontology annotation, molecular function: DNA-binding transcription factor activity, RNA polymerase II-specific; RNA polymerase II cis-regulatory region sequence-specific DNA binding. The record is from RefSeq and is a predicted model, not a curated record.
AUGCCUCGCCCGGGCAGGAACACGUACAGCGACCAGAAGCCGCCCUACUCCUACAUCUCGCUGACGGCCAUGGCCAUCCAGAGCUCGCCGGAGAAGAUGCUGCCCCUGAGCGAGAUCUACAAGUUCAUCAUGGACCGCUUCCCCUACUACCGGGAGAACACGCAGCGCUGGCAGAACUCCCUGCGCCACAACCUCUCCUUCAACGACUGCUUCAUCAAGAUCCCGCGCCGGCCCGACCAGCCGGGCAAGGGCAGCUUCUGGGCGCUGCACCCGAGCUGCGGGGACAUGUUCGAGAACGGCAGCUUCCUGCGGCGCCGCAAGCGCUUCAAGGUGCUCAAGUCCGACCACCUGGCCCCCAGCAAGCCCGCGGACGCCGCCCAGUACCUGCAGCAGCAGGCCAAGCUGCGGCUCAGCGCCCUGGCGGCCGGCGGCCCCCACCUGCCGCAGAUGUCCGGCUACAGCCUGGGGGUCUCGCAGCCCUCCGGCUUCAAGCACCCCUUCGCCAUCGAGAACAUCAUCGCCCGCGAGUACAAGAUGCCGGGCGGGCUGGCCUUCUCCGCCAUGCAGCCCAUGCCGGCCGCCUACCCGCUCCCCAACCAGUUGACUACGGUGGGCAGCUCCAUUGGCACCGGCUGGCCCCACAUGUACAGCCCCGGCAUGAUAGACACGGCCACCCCCAUCUCCAUGGCCAGCAGCGAUUACAGUGCCUACGGGGUGCCCCUCAAGCCCCUGUGCCACGGGGGCCAGACUUUGCCAGCCAUCCCGGUGCCCAUCAAACCCACCCCGGCGGCGGUGCCGGCCCUGCCGGCCCUGCCGGCGCCCAUCCCCACCAUCCUCUCGAACUCGCCCCCCUCGCUCAGCCCGACCUCGUCCCAGACAGCCACCAGCCAAAGCAGCCCCGCGACGCCCAGCGAGACCCUGACCAGCCCCGCCUCGGCCCUGCACUCGGUAGCCGUGCACUGA